UCAUGUGGAUUUUGCAUUUUGGAUUUUCUGUUGGAUCUCUCUGUUCGUUUGGAUUAGUUAUGAUUUUGGAUGCUCUGGCCACUCGGCUUGGACUGUCGGCACUUGGACAAUGACGCCAACGAUCCUAUUGUGGGUCCUCAUCCUAAAUGCCUCGCUCAAGCCCUCAGAAAGCCACGGUCAUGAGUUCAGAGAGGCGAAGGACUAUGAGGUGGUUAGACCUGUCAGACUUCACACAGUUAGAAAAAGACAUACAGAGCAUCUCAGGCCAGAAACUAUUAAGUAUGCAAUGACAGUGGGAGGAAGAGACAUUGAAAUGCGACUUGAAAAAAAUAAUGAAUUACUCACCAAAGACUACACUGAGACUUACUACCAAGAAGAUGGAACUCGCCUCACCACAACACCGAAUGACAUCGAUCACUGCUACUAUCAUGGGAGGAUUGUGAAUGACAGCGAAUCAUCUGUUAGCAUCAGCACUUGUGAUGGACUCAGGGGUUACUUCAGAACGUCUGCCCAGAAGUACCUGAUCGAGCCCCUGUCUGGUGGCGAUGAGGGGGAUCAUGCAGUGAUGACUUUUAACGAGACAAACUUCACACCUGCAGUUUGUGGUGUCACCAACACCAGCUGGAGUUCAGACUUUGAACCACCAACAAGCCGCAGCCGCUCCAGAUCAGGGGGUUCAUCUAUUGUCCAGCAACAGAAAUACAUUGAGCUCGCCCUCGUUGCUGAUAACCGUGCCUACUUGAAGUGGAACAAAGAUCAGACAAAACUGAGAAACAGGAUAUUUGAAAUUGUCAACUAUGUCAACAUGGCAUAUAAGCCCCUGAGGACCUUCAUUGCUCUGGUGGGGUUGGAGGUUUGGUCCAAUGGUGACUUGAUCACUGUGACCCCCCCAGCCGGGGCAAAUCUGGACGCUUUCAUGAAGUGGAGAAACUCUGAUCUGAUAAAAAGGAAACCGCAUGACAACGCACAUCUUGUCAGUGGUAUUGACUUUGAAGGACCAACUGUGGGACUGGCGUUCAUUGGAACUCUUUGCUCAGAUCACUCUGUUGGAGUAAUACAGGAUCACAAUGACCGGGCCAUUGCAGUGGGAGCGACACUGGCUCAUGAGAUGGGCCAUAAUCUGGGCAUGGAUCAUGAUGACUCGAGCGGCUGUGUUUGUUCCGGGGAUAGCUGCAUUAUGGCUGCAGCACUCAGCUGGAAUAUUCCUAAGACUUUCAGCAGCUGCAGCACCAGUAACUACGAGAGAUACCUGACAAGCCGCAGCCCCAGCUGCCUGCUGGACAAACCAUCCUACAAAAGUCUGGUGACUCCCUCUGUGUGCGGGAACGGUUUUGUGGAGGAAGGAGAGCAGUGUGACUGUGGCACUGUGGAGGAGUGCCCCAACCAGUGUUGCAAUGCCACCACCUGCACCCUGAGGGAGGGAUCACAGUGUGCUGAUGGCGAGUGCUGUGACAACUGUAAGAUCUUGCCUCGGGCCAGGGUGUGCCGCAGGAAGCAGGAUGAGUGCGAUCUGGCAGAGUACUGUGAUGGGAAGAGUGCCACUUGUCCUGAGGAUGUCUUUAGUGUGAAUGGUAUCCCAUGUAAUGGAGACCAGGGGUACUGCUACAAUGGCCAGUGUCCACAGAGGUCAAACCAGUGUGUCAAGAUGUAUGGAUCAAGUGCUAUAGAGGGCCGUCCGAACUGCUAUGAUCAGAACGCCAGAGCAACCUACUACGGCUUCUGCAGGCGCCCCGCAAAGGACACCUACAUCCCCUGCCAGCAACAAGAUUUGUUUUGUGGGAAGCUUUUCUGCCAAAACGGUAAUGACAACCCAAACUAUGGCCGCAUGGUCAGGAUCGGUGACUGCAAGGCAUCUUUCUUUGAAGACUACACCAAAGACUAUGGCCAGGUGGAUGAGGGGACUAAAUGUGGCCUUAGUAAGGUGUGCAGCCAGAAUCAGUGUGUGGAUCUUCAGACAGCUUACAGAAAUACAAACUGCUCAGCAAAAUGCUCAGGUCAUGCUGUGUGCAAUCACAGGAGCGAGUGUCAGUGUGAGCCUGGCUGGAUGCCUCCUGACUGCACUUCAGAGGAUGGAUCUUCCAGUCUUCAUUCUACUGGAAAAAUCAUCGCCAUCGUGGUGACAGUUAUACUAGUGGUUUUAGGCAUCAUUGCAGGUGCUGUUGGGUUUAUCUGGAAAAAACGACAAAGCCCCGUUUUGCCAACCCCACACACCCAAAGGAAAAAUCCAGCAGUAGAAAGCUCCGCUUACCGCUUAAACAAAGGGCCAGUUCCUAACCAACCCAUGCCGGUGCUACAGGAUGGAAGGCCAAAGCCCAGGGGAGCACCACCUCCACCACCUCCAGCAGGGAACAGACCAAAACCCCCGGCCCAGAACUACAUAGCUGCACGUCAGGCCCUGAGGCCAGUACCUCCUCCAAUUGUCUGAUGUCUGACACAGUGCCACACAGAGACUUAUCUUUGUCCACUGUGCCCAACGAUAGGCUGCUGGCAAUCCAGAGUAACUUUUAUGAAAGCCGUCCCUCUGCAGUUUUCUUUACUGCAGUGCUGUCUGAAGCGCGGGUGUUUUGUACCAGUGACAUGCAGAGUGAGCGAGGCACAAACUGGACUCUGUCUUUCCUGCUGAAAUUUGAAAUUGUUACUUGUGAGUACUGGUUAUUACAGGGAUGAGCUUUUUGUUUUUAAGGCACUUUUUUUAUUCUAUAGAGUUCGGGUUACAACAACAAACAGCUCUGGCCCUGAAAAUGAGCCAUAUAAUUUUAUACGUUAUUGUCACAAUAAUACAGAAUAUUGCACAAGACUGAACUAACAGUAACGAUAGUUUGCUAAUAAUUUAUAUAGUUUUUAACUUUCAAAAAUGUCCUGAACUGCUUUUAUUUGAUGUGAUGGUCUGAAAUUUCAGAGUCAGGUCCAUUAUAGUGUAACAGAAAAUAUUUAAAGAUUUUCAGAUUAAAGCAUACUCUUAUUAGUAGGACCGCCACGUCUGCAUUUUUUGUUAAAGCAAUGCGUUCAUUAAAUAAUACUGUAAAAUGAGAGAAUGCAAGAAAGGAAUAAUGUUGGUGAUUUUUAAUGUAUGUUUUUAACCUCUUAAGACACUGUCCUCAUAUGGAGACAUGUUAGGUUUUAGGCUCCCUGCACUGUAUACUUCAUUCUGGUUAACUUGGACCUAUUGUCCCCAUUAGUGGACACUUGCCUGUGCCCUCUAGGCUCACUGUUUGCACAGCCAUGUUCUGUUGUGAUGUCUGUUUCUACUUCCACACUCCAACUAACACAGAAUCAAGAGUUAAGACAAAUAUACAUGUUUGCUGCAGGUCUAAGAUCAAGUUAAUUUCCUAUUGAAUAAAUUGUCAUCAUCCCUUUCAUGUUCUAAUGUUAGGGCACUUAUAAACCAAAACAUCUGACAGUGUGGCACCUUAUCAUUAUUACUAAUUUGGUUUAUGUAAACAGAUUUUUUGCAUUGGACACUUUGUCAUAUUGCUGCUUGUCUCAAGAGUUCACUAUGUGAACAUGUACAUAAUGUAUAAAACCUAUUGAGGUCAACACGCAGGUUUCACAUUAAGUACUGACUGAAGAUGUUUAUUGUUUUUAAAUCUUGAAUGACUUAAUGUUGUAGCAAUACUAACCAAAACCAUGAAACUAGUGAACAGUGAGGAUACCACGCAGCAGAGGUCUCGGCGAGAAAGAUUUCUGUAUACAUGUUAUAGUUUUGCCAAUGACUUAAAAAACACUGUAUUGCUUUCCUGUGCUGUGUUAAAGGAGCGUGUAACCCUGGUGGUAGUAAUCUUGAUGUUAGAAGGCCUUUGACUGAAUAUUACUCAUCUAUGCUUAAACUUUGCCCAUGAGCAAGGCAUUAACCCUCAAGUCUCCCUGUGAAAGGGGUGGAGUUGCACUGGGCAACGCAGUGAGAAUGUCUGAUGUAUCAAAGUUUUGAAAACAAAUGCUUAUCAUAAACUAAUAAUAGGGGGAAAACACUUUUUUGUACCAUUGUGUGCAGAACUUAAAUCUUUACGCUGAAACAUUUUUGUGACUAUGUAAUUAUUCUGAAUUAAAAUGUCUACAAAACAACUAGA
Messenger RNA from Micropterus salmoides (largemouth bass), 4067 nucleotides. It is a transcript of the gene adam28, whose product is annotated as ADAM metallopeptidase domain 28. The coding region runs from base 110 to 2425 and encodes 771 amino acids. Gene Ontology annotation, biological process: proteolysis. The record is from RefSeq and is a predicted model, not a curated record. NCBI's taxonomy places the organism in Eukaryota, Metazoa, Chordata, Actinopteri, Centrarchiformes, Centrarchidae. The transcript has 23 exons. Gene Ontology annotation, cellular component: plasma membrane. Gene Ontology annotation, molecular function: metalloendopeptidase activity.